This is a messenger RNA of Linum trigynum, 1068 nucleotides long. The record is from the annotation of a GenBank genome assembly. Lineage: Eukaryota; Viridiplantae; Streptophyta; Magnoliopsida; Malpighiales; Linaceae.
AUGGAUUAUAGAUAUGAGUCAUCUGACAACUCGAGUGGCAGGAACAAGUGUGCCGCGUGCUUUAGGCAGUUCAACAAAAUGGAACACCUGGUGGAUCACAUGAGGACGUCCUUCCACUCUGUGCAUGAAUCCAAGUGCGGGAUCUGUAGGAAGCACUGCAGAUCCUUUGAGUCCCUCAGGGAACAUCUUAUCGGACCAUUGCCUAAACAAGAAUGCAAGAACAUCUUCAAUAUCCGAGGAUGCAGAUAUUGUUUAACCAUUCUCGAAAGCUCAAAUGCCCGCAGGGUUCACCAAGAAAGAUGCCAAUUCUCUAAUGUUAAUGCGGGACUACUUGCUCGAAUGGCUACCCUGGGCAUACGAGAUAGCUUGAAUAUUGACAAUGGCUACUCCAGAGGAACACAAGUAGUUGCACUGGCCUGCAAGAUGGUUGGAGGAGGAAGUGAUGGCUCCCUCGACCUUUGCGGAAGGGUUUGCCUCAUUGAUGAAAAUGAGAAUAUUCUUUUCCACUCUUAUAUCAAACCAUUGAUUCCAGUCACGAAUUACAGGUAUGACACCACAGGGAUAAGGCCAGAAUACCUGAGGGACGCAAUGCCACUACGCCAAGCCCAAAAGAAGAUUCAAGAUUUCCUUUGUAAUGGAGAGCCCAUGUGGAAAGUCAAACCUAGAGGGGGAAGGGCUAGGAUUCUUGUCGGUCAUGGCUUGGACCACGACCUUGACCGUCUGCAAGUGGAAUAUCCAGCUGUGAUGAUCAGGGAUACAGCAAAGUACCCUCCAUUAAUGAAGACAAGCAAGCUCAGCAACUCACUUAAGUACCUAACACAAGCCUAUCUUGGGUAUGAUAUUCAAACCGGGAUCCAGGACCCAUUUGAAGAUUGUGUGGCAACAAUGAGACUGUAUACUCGAAUGAGAUCCCAGCGACAUGGGGCAGAAGAUUACUCACUUGCCUCAGACCCACAGAACCGAAACAACCUCGCCGCAUGGAGGCAAAGUGAGCUGGAGAGGAUGAGCCCAGAAGGUCUGCUGGCAUUAUCCAGAUCAGACUUCUACUGUUGGUGCUUGGAUUCCUGA